Molecule: messenger RNA, 1149 nt
Organism: Selaginella moellendorffii
Lineage: Eukaryota; Viridiplantae; Streptophyta; Lycopodiopsida; Selaginellales; Selaginellaceae
Product: pentatricopeptide repeat-containing protein At4g02750-like
Exons: 2
Coding region: 1-1149 (382 amino acids)
Biological process (GO): RNA modification
Molecular function (GO): RNA binding; protein binding
Source: RefSeq, a predicted model, not a curated record
AUGCCGGAGCACGAUCUCGUCGCGCUCACCUCAAUGCUCAUAGUGCACAUCCAGUCGGGGGAUCUCGAGCAAGCCAAGGCCAUCUUCGCCCGAAUGCCCGACCAGGACAUCAUCUCCCAGACAGCGAUGAUCCAGGCCUUCUCGCAAAACGGCCAGCUCCGAGAGGUCGGCUCAUCUUCGAGGAGAUGCCCGUCCAGAACAUCGUCUUGUGCACAGCUCUUCUCUCCUCGUAUGCUCAGAGCGGCGAUCUGGACCGAGCAAAACAGAUGUUUGACAAGAUGCCGCAGCGGGACGCCAUUGCUGGACGUCUCUCGUCGCCGCCUACGCUCAGAGCAAUCACUUGGAGCCAGUCCACAACUUGGUGCUCACCACGGCCAAUACUCGCAGCUCGGGAGAAUCGACGAGGCCGAGGCGGUGUUCGACGAAGUGUUGGUGAAAGACAUCCUGGCCUGGAACACGAUGUUGGAGGCUUACUCGCAGCAUGGCUACAUCGAAGAACUACGGAACACUUUCGACGCUAUGCCGGAGAGGAAUAUCGUCUCGUGGAACAUCGCAGUGGCGACAGCACGGGCACGUCGACGAAGCUCGAAAGCUCUUCUCCAGCAUGCCACAGCAGGACUGCGUUUCCUGGACGAUCAUGAUCGCGGGCUAUGCCCGGAACGGGUAUAUGAGACACUUUCGACGCCAUGCCACCGGUGUCUUCCGAGAUGCAGCCACGCGGGAUUGUUUUCUCGGGGACUCGGCUACUUCCGAUCGAUGGUCUUCGACUUCGACGUGGAUCCUGUCCGCGAGCACUACAGCUGCGUGGUUGAUAUCCUCGGCCGGUCCGGACAGCUCGAAGAGGCCGAGGAGCUUCUGGGUUCUAUCCCGUUUGAACUGGAUGCUGCGAGCUGGGGGGCUCUUCUCGGUGGCUGUGGGAUUCACCGCGACGUCCAGCGUGGAGAGCGAGCGGCAGAGAAUGCACUCAAGCUGGAUCCGAGCGAGGACGGCGCUCGGAUGCUCUUGGCCAACAUCUAUAAAGCUGUUGGUCGGACGCAGUUGCAUCCUAUCAGUAGACCCACGAAAGUGCUCUCAGUAGGCUUGAGUCCCUCGAGGUUGAGCUCCCGGAAGAGCUCCACGGCGGUCUUGUACGAGCCAUUCUCGGCAUAG